UGUGUGAUACAGGGGACUGUGUUUGAGGAGAGAAUUACAGAUCUGCGUGUGUCGGAGUUCUUAUGCUAUGGUCCUCAAAAAGAGGCAGGGAAACAUGGAAACGCCUUGCUUAGGAAGACCAAAGAUGGCAAAAUUGUUGAGUGGAAUGUUGAAACUGAUGACUUUCUCUGUACACUCGAAGAAGCCUUCCUCAGUGUUGAACCUUCUCUGGGUUUCAACGUUGAGUUGAAAUUUGAUGACCACAUUGUCUAUGACCAAGACUAUUUCAUCCACGUCCUUCAAGUCGUCUUACAGGUUGUGUUUGGUUAUGCCAAGGACAGACCAAUCAUCUUCUCAUCCUUCCAUCCUGAUGCAGCCUUGCUUAUUAGAAAAUUUCAGGACAAAUAUCCUGUAUUCUUUUUGACAAAUGGUGGAACAGAGAUUUUCUAUGAUGUAAGGAGGAAUUCCUUGGAGGAAGCCAUAAAGGUGUGUUUGGAAGGUGGUCUCCAAGGAAUAGUCUCAGAGGUUAAAGGAGUUUUCAGAAAUCCAGGAGCAGUACCCAAAAUCAAAGACUCCAAACUUUCCCUCCUUACCUACGGCAAAUUGAAUAAUGUAGCUGAAGCGGUUUACAUGCAACACCUGAUGGGAAUAGAUGGAGUGAUAGUUGAUCUUGUCAAAGAAAUUACAGAAUCAAUUUCUGAUUUGAUGAAGCCUUCAAAUGAUGAGGAGGAGAAUAGUGUUGAUUCUGCCAAAUCAAAGCCCAAGUUUACAGAGCAGGAGCUUUCCUUCCUGUUGAAGCUCAUUCCUGAAUUGAUACAGAUUUGAUAUUAAUCAUUACACUAUUAUUUAUGUACAAAGUACACUAGUACACUGCUGAGCCUGAUUUUUUUUACCCUUUUUUCGUCUUUAUUUUUCUGUGUUUUUUUCUCCACCUUUAUUGUGGUCAUACUUAGCAAUGCUGCACAAAAUUUUCUCAUAAUUGAGUUCCUCAGAAGUCAAUACAACAAUGGUGGGCAUCUUUCUUUUC
This is a messenger RNA of Morus notabilis, 1006 nucleotides long. Its product is annotated as glycerophosphodiester phosphodiesterase GDPD1, chloroplastic. NCBI's taxonomy places the organism in Eukaryota, Viridiplantae, Streptophyta, Magnoliopsida, Rosales, Moraceae. The transcript is spliced from 4 exons. The annotation marks the transcript as partial. The record is from RefSeq and is a predicted model, not a curated record. Gene Ontology annotation, biological process: glycerophospholipid catabolic process. Gene Ontology annotation, molecular function: phosphoric diester hydrolase activity.